UGCUGGAUUCCGGCUGCUUGCUGCCGAAAUGGGCAAGUUCAUGAAACCCGGGAAAGUGGUGCUGGUCCUGGCUGGACGCUACUCCGGACGCAAAGCCGUCAUCGUGAAGAACAUCGAUGAUGGCACCUCAGACCGCCCUUACAGCCAUGCCCUGGUGGCCGGGAUUGACCGCUAUCCCCGAAAAGUGACAGCUGCCAUGGGCAAGAAGAAAAUCGCCAAGAGGUCAAAGAUCAAGUCCUUUGUGAAAGUUUAUAACUACAAUCACCUCAUGCCCACCAGGUACUCUGUGGAUAUCCCCUUGGACAAGACUGUUGUCAACAAGGAUGUCUUUAGAGACCCAGCCCUGAAACGCAAGGCCCGGCGGGAGGCCAAGGUCAAGUUUGAGGAACGAUACAAGACAGGGAAGAACAAAUGGUUUUUCCAGAAGCUUCGCUUUUAGGUAUAUUUUCAUUUCCAUCAUUAAAAAUUUAAA
Molecule: messenger RNA, 472 nt
Organism: Acomys russatus (golden spiny mouse)
Lineage: Eukaryota; Metazoa; Chordata; Mammalia; Rodentia; Muridae
Product: 60S ribosomal protein L27
Exons: 1
Coding region: 29-439 (136 amino acids)
Biological process (GO): translation
Cellular component (GO): ribosome; cytosolic large ribosomal subunit
Molecular function (GO): structural constituent of ribosome
Source: RefSeq, a predicted model, not a curated record